Molecule: messenger RNA, 2888 nt
Organism: Amoebophrya sp. A25
Lineage: Eukaryota; Dinophyceae; Syndiniales; Amoebophryaceae
Source: the annotation of a GenBank genome assembly
GGACAGGGAGGAAGUACGCAGAGGAGAGUUAUGGAGGUGGAACACAAAAUAAUAGUAGUAGUAAUAGUAGUAGUAAUAGUAGUAGUAAUAGUAGUAGUAAUAGUAGUAGUAAUAGUAGUAGUAAUAGUAGUAGUAAUAGUAGUACUUAUACGAUCUGACCAUGUUGGCAUUCAUUCUUGUGUAUCUUCUGACGUCGUAAAAACCUACCUCAAGAACAAGUGCUCUACAACUAGUACGACAUCCAGAGUAUAAUUUCAAAGUACUUAUUUCAUUCAAGAUCAACGUCUCUUCUAAAAAUAUCAGCGACCACAAAGAAAACCUCCAAUUUGGAGCUUGUUUAGAGAACAAUAUUACUGGAGGUCAACAACUACAUGCCGCCGCGUCGAACUUGGGCAGCACAUCAGGCAGUAGCGUCUUCAGCAAGUCCAGGCUAGCACAAGAAGGAGACAGAAUCAAGAAGAAGAAGGCACUCAUCAUGAGCGCGGUGACGACAGCAAAUUACCUGAUGAAUAAAAGCAACACGUCAAUGGAGCUGCGUGAAGGAGAAAGUAAAAUAGGUCCUGAUGGUGAACCAAUUAUAGCUGGAGGUGCUUCGCCUGAGAAUCCAAGUGGUACUGCUGCAACUACAGGUGGAACAGAGCCGACAAAUCCUGACGAGGACGUUCAAGAACCGGUGACGCGAAAGAACGGGUCGAAAGAACGAGCUGCGAAUUAUAGGAAAGAACAGGUGGGUCUCUUACGUUACGAAGAACGGAAGCGGGAGCAGCGUGAAAGGGAAGUAGCAGAAGCCCGACAAAGAGAACGGGAGGAAGAAGAGAGACUAGAAAAAGAAUCCGAACUUAGAAGGGAAAGGCUGCAAAAGGAUUUCAAUUAUGAGAUGUUCUUGAGUACUUGUACUAGUAUUUCAAUUAUGAAGAAAGAUGAAGCACUUGUCGUGAGGAAAUUGAAAACACCAAUCGGUUGAUGUUGAUGAUGAUGGUUGCGUUUUUCUAAGUAGUUUGAAGAUGAAGUUCUGGACGUCGAUGCUACGACCUGCGUGCUGGUAAAUCGCAAGGUAUUACAAACAGCAACCAGACAACCCCUUGUCUAAUCCUCAAUGCCGCAAAAGGAGCGUAGACGUCUAGACCAGGAAGAGAAGGCCUAUCAACGAGGCAAGAUCGAACGGCACAUGUCGAAAAUGAGUGUGAAAUUCGAACGGGAGGAAUGGAGUUACAAACCUCCUGAAGACGUGCAGGCGAAAACGGACUUUGGGAGAGGUGUACGCGGAAAAACGUCGGGAAGUCUUUUAUGAUGAAGAGUUUUUCUUUGACAUUGUCAGUUUCGUUGUUAGAAGUAAUUGGAUAUUAUGGAUUCUUUUUCGUGCAAGUUGUUAAGGACCGAGUGACUGCCUGAGGCAUGCUAGGGCAGGAUGAAUCGAUGAAUGUAGAAGUAACCACGUUUCGUCUAAGCUUAGCAGCUUCAACUGCAAAUUCGCAUUCGGGUUUUGGAGUUUCUUUGGGUGCAGAUGGGGACAACAAAACGAAGACCAGGGGUGUUAAAGCGGGAGAAGAUGGGAAGACACCACAAGACACCAAGCUCAAGAAACUCAAGACCACAGGCACUACCUGUUGAUAAGCUGAUGAUGACUGCAAAAAGUUCGUUGAUCAUUUGAGGUCGAGGUAGACGAAAUCAUUCCUAAAUUAGGGUUGAACUUCGUGAUGAGUUGUUGUAGCUUUACUACUGCCCCUGCUAACGGAAUUACAUCAGGUAAACUACCAAAAAGCUUCAGCGAGCAUAGCAGCCCUCGGGGUGUGCGGUUUCAAGUCGAGGAUUACAGUGCCGUUAGAAAGCGAAAGCACGACUUGGCGAAGACUAAGUAAAUAUUGUUUGAUUUUGCUUACGCUUGUGAUCUCCCUCGAAUUUACAGAAGUAGAUGAACCAACUGUACGGAGUUCUGUUCAUUUUUCUAUAAGCGUACUACGUUUAUCUUUACGCACUGUAAAAAAUGUAAAAAAUGUAAUUAUUGAUUAGAAAGUAUCUACUAGUAGUUACAGGAAGAUCAUUCUGAUAAGACUUUAAUGUCCUUCUUCAUCUCAACACAGACAGUCUCAACACAGACAGUCUCAACACAGACCCCGUCCAAAAGUCGCGCUUGAAGACAGACCUAAGUGGGAUAUGGUCAUACCAGCGAACAGGUGGUACUAUCCGCUGGCAGAGCGGAAGAAACAGCAGGCGAUCAUCGACAAUGCGCCUGUUGUCAGUGGUAUCCUUGGUGUCAGUAUUGAUUUGGAUGUUUAGGGCAUGGAAAGGGAGGGGUUGCGGAUGCCGGAUAGGUGGAACCUUCGCCAAGAGCCUCGCAGGAAAGGGAAAUCGAAAUUCUAAAUUUUCAUACCAUUGCAUGGUCAUCACUUGUUCAUCUUCACUGACACUAUCACACACAACCAGUACUCCUAGGUAGUUCUAGUUGUAACGCUAACAGCCAGUGUGCGAUAACAUUUUCACGUUCAUCACUUGUUCAUCAGAAUACAAAAAGUUCAAUCACAAUUUCACGUAUAAUACACUUCAUCAAAAAAGUUACUCUCACUUGUUCAUCACAAAGACAAAAGUAGUCCAUCCAUUUGUUACUCGUCUACAUCCAUCUACUUAAUGGGUUACCACUCUACAUACACUCGAAAAAUGAUGUACCCAUUCGAUUCAUCUAGCUUCCAUGGUUCAUCCGUUCACUCACUAGCUUCUCAUGAUCAGAGAUCAUCCUCUUGUACCUCUAUGUGCAUUUUCUUGCUCAUCUUUGAAGAUUUCUACGUAAAAAAGGUAAAGUUGGCCAGCAUAGAUCACCGCAUACGCAUCGUGCUUUCUCGUUCUCCCCUAACAAAAAAAGUGAACAACCUGUCACCCUGACCCUCCUCGAC